CAAUGCAGGUCCGUGAAACUGUAAAGGGCCCCGGGCUGGUUUAGGACCUUUACAUGUUCCUGGGGAAGAACUAGGUGCGCACUGCCACUGGCGCACCGUUGUUGUUGUUGCUAUCUUGUUACCAAGGACGCACCAAGCAAGAUGGCUGGUAACGUCAAAAACCAAAAAAGAAACCCUCGCUAUGUGGGAGAAGCAAAAAACCUGUUACGAAACGGUUUUGGAAUGUAUGUGUAUCCCAACAGCUUCUUUCGCUAUGAGGGACAAUGGGAAAUGGGAGAAAAGCACGGACAUGGACAACUCCUGAUGAAGGAUGGAAGUUACUAUGAGGGCGACUUUUCCCAUGGGGAAAUUGAGGGGAAUGGGAAGAGAUUCUGGGCAAAAACAGGUGAUACCUACUCAGGGCAGUUUAGCAGAGGUGAGCUCCAUGGAUACGGGGCCAUGGAGAGAGCCAACGGAGAGAGAUAUGAGGGGGAGUUCUCUUCUGGACUACGAGAUGGUCAAGGGUUCCUUGAAGACCAAUAUAGACAGACGUACAAAGGAUCAUUUCAUGAGAACAAAAGGCAUGGUGAAGGACAAAUGCAGUACAGAAAUGGAGACCAAUAUGAAGGUUGUUGGCUGCAAGACCAAAGACAAGGCCAUGGGGUUAUGCAGUUUGGAGAAGGCUCAGUGUAUGAGGGCCAGUGGCGCAACAACCUCUUCAACGGACAGGGCAGCUUGAUCCACUGCUCUGGGGUCAUCUAUGAGGGAGUGUGGCUCAAUGGCAAACCACUGGGUGGCGCAUCCAAUAUUGUCAUAGAGGGAGGCGAUGUUUUGGAGGUCUUCCAAGAGUCUCCAUUUUCAGUGGAAGUGCAACUUCAGACUAAGGACGGGGAGAAAACAACAGGUGAAAACGGCCGAGUCCUCCAGAUAUCAGCCGGUGUCAGACUCCCUGAUGUCUCUCCGUCAGCUCCUGCCAGCCUGCUCAAGAUGUUCGAGGACGUCAGAGAAGCCCUUGUCCAGACACCUUUUGGCUUUCAGGUUGUCAGCUAUCCUUUGAUGGAGAGAGCCUUUGAAAGCCAGGACUCUGGAGGCCCUGAAUUCCCCCUCGCCACGGCUGCAGCUCCCUCUCCGCUGGCGGUGGCGGGGGCUAAAUUGGUGGCGCAGGCUGACUCGUCGCUCCCGGAGGGCGAGUGGGAGUUUGGAAGUGGAUCAGACGGCCAGGCACAUGGGGGAGGUGCCACAGUCCCACACAGCUACCUGGACGGAAAGGAAGUCAGCAUGGAUUGGUCCGGAACGGCAGAGUCCUCCACCGUCACAGAGUGUUCCUCAGGGCUUUUUCCUGAACAGCAAGGGGACUCUAUUUCUUCUCCAGCCAAUCAGAGGGUAAAGGACGGUCAAGCCAAAUUCCAGGAUGUAAUGUUAGCACUUCCCCCACCUGAUUUUAUACCCUAUCAGCUACUGGAUGAGAUGGACAAGAGAAACGUCAGAAAGUUAUCCACCCGUGUAGAUAAACUGGGACUCUCACAGGAUAAAAGCUCUGAUAGCAGGGCUGGCACUGCGCCCCGUUUGGCCAACAACACCAAGGUGAACCCUCUAGACAGCAGGACUGUGAGACCAGGUGAAUAUGUAAUAAUGGUGAAAGAAGUCACCAGCCCACCAUUCCUAGACCAGACGUUGCCUCCAGCUUUCACCCUGCUUCGAGUGUGUCCGGCCAAGUCCAAGAAUAAGAUGGGCCUAACGGACAAGAGCAGGAGCAAGUGAAGAUGUGUGAUGAACACCGUAUGAGGAGUACAUGUGAACCAUGCUUUCAAGACUUGUUUAGAAUGUCUGAACACCGAGAAGCCUUAUUUUACUAUAAAAUACAGUUUGGAGUGAGUAUUCUUUCUCUUAGCUAUGAAGUUAUGAAACAUUGGCAUUCUCGUUCGUUUUUGGUUUUUGCUUUUGGUUUUUACUGUUGUUUGAUUGAGGUCAGUAUUAUGGACUCAAUAUGAAAUGGUGCAGAGAGAGUAUACUGUUUUCCUUUCCGACAGUAGGGCAACGUGUAUGCUGUUGGAAAGUUACCAUUGCUGCUGCAAGGGAAGCAGGUCAUUUAAGGGCUGUCUAAGCAUGUUUAUUUUCAUUCAUUCCACAUGUGUUGGACCUGAAGCUUUAUUAUCCUCAAGAAAUGUUGAGACCUUUCCCAAGACAUGACUGAAUGUUACACCAACAAGGCUCCCCUCGUCUAGAGGUUUGAUAUUGAAUAUGUGAUAAAUCAGGGUGCACGCUCUUUAAGACAACCGACAACCGACACCCCACCCCUCACUCAUGAAGUCAUACUAUUCUAGCCCCCACCCUGCUGUGGAGAGACCAGUGAUUUGGCCCAAGUAGUGUUUUGCGUCAAAGACAUUUACGUCAGGGCAAUUGCGAUGUUUCAGUUGUUUUGAUAGAACAGGGAAAUGUUUCUAUGGAACAGAAAUGGUAUUAUCAUGCGUCACCUAAAAUCUCAAAAUCCAUCAUCUAUCUGUAAUCUUAAUGCCUGCUUGUGCCAAUUUAAAUGUUCAACUUCAUUAAAUAGACCGCUACUGCUUUUUAAAGUACUAUCUUCCUGAGUCAUGACUUGUGUUUACCUGUUGACAGGAAGAUAGCAAGCCCGGGGCAGGUUCUGUACAGCAUUAUGCACUGUUGGUGCAGUGGAUUCAGAAUGAAGAGUUUUUACAGCCCGGUUCUGCAGGUAUGUUUCUAUAUUUUGAUUUCAGUCCUGGAUGUUGCCAUGUGCAGCUCGUUAACGUGAAAGUAGGUUCUAGUUGAGACUCUUAAAUCACAUCUGUAAAUGAGCUUUUAGCUGGAAUUCCCCCCCGUGUCCCUCUCCAAGGGCAGCAGCGGGCUGCAAGUUAACAACAGCCUCCAUUUUAACGCCUGCUUCGUUUCAGGGGUUCACUAACGCAAAGAUGCUCUAAUGAAACCAAAUUGGACUCAAUUAGAUUUAGAGGUUUAAUAACCUAGUGCAGUGAAACACAUGAAUAACUAACAUGUGUGCACCUCACUUCUUAUAAAACAAAGAAUGUUUAGUAAUUGUGCUGGAGCUCUACUAUAUGAGUGUUAGCCUGGGAUGAAGCACAACAUUUUGGUGUUUCAACUGCUUCAUCCUUUGAGUCAUCCAUUUAUUUUUGUUUUUCGUUUUUCUCAAAUACAACCUACACAGGUGAUCACGCUUCAGGUAGCUCUAUUUGUGUUUAUUUUAAAGUUAUAAUAAAAUCUCAGGAAUGGUUAAAAGUAAUGGGCCGGAAACUUUGCUUCCACUUAUCCAAUUCUUUGCACAUAAGUGAUUACCCCAAGGAAGGGUUGAAGGAUGAAGCUUUACAAUACUUGGCUAUGUCCUUGGCCAGAGUUUAGGAUAAGUGUGUAUAAUUGGGAUAUGAUAAAGGAUACUGUGGAGUGUGUACAGACUGUAUUUAGAGUAUACAGUAUUCAAAUUUGCUGACAAAAUUGGAACUUUGAAGAUCUGCUGAAUGUUGAACUAUUGGCCUUUUUGAGGCAGUGUUGAAUUUGCUAUGUUUUGCUGUCAUGUAAAAUA
Molecule: messenger RNA, 3532 nt
Organism: Osmerus eperlanus (European smelt)
Lineage: Eukaryota; Metazoa; Chordata; Actinopteri; Osmeriformes; Osmeridae
Product: MORN repeat-containing protein 1-like
Exons: 15
Coding region: 142-1740 (532 amino acids)
Source: RefSeq, a predicted model, not a curated record